UGUUUGUUUGAUGUGCAGCUGAGAGCUCCCUGAAAGAGCCUGGCUGUUAUUGUUUACGGUCAGACUAAAUGUGAAGUAGGUCACACAGAAAGGAGCCGAGACCCUCAAUAAGCUGUCUGGAGAGAAGAGUCGUCGAGGCGCAGCCUGUCUCCGGUGUUGUCGGUGAUUUAACGUGAAUGCUGGUCGUGAACAACAGGCAGCAGCUGGACGGAUGCUGUUCUUUCAGCAUCUGGACUAAACCUGACCAUAAAACUAACUGUCAGGAUCUUCUGCUGGUGAGACUUUGUUGCUGCCAUGUCCAGGCGAAGCAGGAACAGUCGUGCAUGGCGAUAUGUUUGGGGUGGAAUACGGCGGGAUGCUGAUGCCCGGGCACUUGUGUUGGCAUCUGAAAGUGAAGAAUGGAACUACGACCGUCUAGAGUACAGUGAUUCAGACUCCGAGGCCGACUUUUCAGCUGUAAUGGUCCCUCCGGUCCCCAGUGCAGUGCCUGUCACCGGAGAGUCCUACUGUGGCUGCGAUUCCCAGGCUGAGACCAGCUACAACCCUCGCCUGCGAGGUUUUCACCAAGUGAAAGACUGCCACUGUGGAGAGGAUGACCAAGAAUUUGACUGGGUUUGGGAUGGCAACAGUCGAUCGACAGCAACAUUAUUGAGCUGUGACAAUCGCAAAGUGAACUUCCACUCUGAAUACAGCUGUGGUACAGCUGCAAUCCGUGGCUCCAAGGAGCUGGCUGAAGGGCAGCACUUCUGGGAGAUCAAGAUGACUUCUCCAGUGUACGGAACAGACAUGAUGGUUGGUAUUGGUACGACUGAUGUCAACCUAGACAAGUACAGGCAUACGUUCUGCAGCCUGUUGGGAAAGGAUUCAGACAGCUGGGGUCUUUCUUACACUGGCUUGUUGCAUCACAAAGGAGACAAGAUGAACUUCUCUUCCCGGUUUGGACAGGGGUCCAUCAUUGGAGUCCAUCUGGACACGUGGCAUGGCACAUUGACUUUCUUCAAGAAUCGCAAGUGUAUAGGUGUUGCUGCCACAGAGCUACAAAACAAGAGGUUCUACCCAAUGGCGUGCUCCACAGCAGCAAAGAGCAGCAUGAAGGUGAUCAGGUCCUGCUCUGCACCCACCUCCCUGCUCUACCUUUGCUGUGCCCGCCUUCGCCAGCUGCUGCCGGACUGUAUAGAUACCCUGGACGUGUUGCCACUGCCGCCAGGCCUUCGCCACUUGCUCCACAACAAACUGGGUUGGGUGCUUAGUCUCAACAGCGGCACCACAGAGGAUACACCAGAGGGGCCCGAGCGGCCGUCGUGCUUGCCUGUUCCACCGUUGGCUGGACCAUCCUCCUCUGAGAGCGACUCAGAGGGUUGUACCUCUGAUCCUGAAGCCUGUCAGAGGAAGAGAUGCCGCUGGACUUGACUGGAUAGUACGAUUCCUACCUCCCCUCAAACACUGGCAGACGUUACUGUCCCGUGGCAUCUACUCUAGUGUUACCUACCUGCCUCAAGCUUUCCUCGACAUAUGCGUUACCCAGUAGAGAAGAAUACAAACCAGGAUUAGUUGAGCAGGGGGAGCGGUACGUACUGUAGGUGGGAAACUGACGGCAGUAUCUCUGCCUGCACGUUUUUACUGUGAUCUUCUCUCAUGCCAAUCACGUCUUCAUGCUCAUCACACACGUAACAUCCAAACCAGCUUCAGUGAUAAGUGACAAGAUGUGACGUUAUUUUGUUAGUCAGCAUAGUUUGUUGCAGAUCUGUUGCCAAUCAUGAAUGAGGGAUCAGUGACAUGCGAGAGUGGACUGUACAGUGUAACACUGAAGUAUGUAAGUAUGGCCAUAUUUUGGUGGUCAUCGUGGUAUAUUUGCAAAAAAAAAGGGGUCAGAAUUUAGGCACUAUAUAACUUUUUCUGUGUUUUCAUCUUGUAUGCAAAUAAUGUGUAUUGUUCUCAACCUAAAUGCUAUUCAUGCAUUAUCAAAUCUGUUAGGUGUUUUACUGGCAUCUGCAAUUUUCUGUUAGGUUGCCAAAGUGAGAAUUAGCUGCGUCCCAUGAGUGGAACAGACAGGAAGUGACACACAGACUUCUUAAUGUCUUCCCCACUGGUCACAGCUGUAAAGAUAAAAACUUUUAGUCUUGAGUCUGUUUUGUCUUACAAGGAUAAUCCAACCAACUCAAACACCUCUGAUUUCUCGUUUGUUUCUUCUUGAAAAACUUGUAGGAAAAAAGUUUCAAGUAUUUGUUACAUUCAUGGCCACAUACAUCCACCCGUCACCAGUUUUUUAAAAUCUCCUGUCCAAACAUCAUGCUACUUGUUUGUAGAAUCUAUGGAUGUCUUCUUUUCUAACAGAUUGAAACAGUGUACUUUGUUGUUAGUGUAGCUCUUUAAGUCCAAUGAUGAGACAAGUAUGUUAUUCAGAUUAGACUUGCAAAAGUCACCUGUCAUCACUGUUACACCUUAUCAUUUUUAUCAGUUUUUAAAGUUUCUUUCAUUGACAAAAAAUGAAAUUUUAAGGUUAAAUUUUUUGUACUAAUGUGUUUACGUUAGUUUUGGUUACUCAAUGCCUUGUUAUGUCACUUCCUUUACCAUCUCCCUUCGAACCCUUAUUCAUUAAGUUCUAGUAUCUAGUAUCAAACACUCAGCGCCUGUAAUCCAAAGAGGUGGCUGUUGAACUGUUCCUAGUUUUCCCAUUAAAGGAGGACUGUGGCUGUGGUCAGUUUGACUUUGAUUACAAUGGUGACAGUUUUUCACAGCAGAAAAUGGUUAUAGAAACUUGUGUGUAUGCUUAGUAUGUUUCUAACAAUAAUCACUUUGUCAAAAUAUGGCUAAAACACACUUUCCAUGUUGUACUACUGUCUGACGACAAUCAUAAAUCUCACUGGAUAUUUAGCCAUAUUUUGACAUAACUGACUAUUCAAACAAGUUUAGCCUUUGGCUUCAAAAUAGGAAGGUGGAUUAAUGCUGCAGUAGUGGUCUGCAAGGUUUUUCUGAUACAAUUUAUUUUUCUGUGAAGAC
Molecule: messenger RNA, 3000 nt
Organism: Scomber japonicus (chub mackerel)
Lineage: Eukaryota; Metazoa; Chordata; Actinopteri; Scombriformes; Scombridae
Gene: spsb3a
Product: splA/ryanodine receptor domain and SOCS box containing 3a
Exons: 7
Coding region: 295-1410 (371 amino acids)
Biological process (GO): proteasome-mediated ubiquitin-dependent protein catabolic process
Cellular component (GO): SCF ubiquitin ligase complex
Molecular function (GO): protein binding
Source: RefSeq, a predicted model, not a curated record